AUGGAUGUUGCAACAAAAGAACUGUGCGCUACAUGUGGUCAGUCAGCUGAAUAUUUUGGUUGUUCUGGUUGUAACCAGAGCUUCUGCAAUAAUCAUAUCGGCAGUCAUCGCCAAGAACUGGCAAAAGAGCUGAAUCACGUCGAAUGUAAAUAUGAUAUGCUAUUGCAGGAAAUAAGAGAACCGUACGUUGAGCAACAUUCACUCAUAAGUAAAAUUAACAAUUGGGAGCAACAUUCAAUUUGUUUCAUUCAACAAGCAGCCGAAACAGCUCGUCGAGAAUUACAAGAUCUACUUCAGAAGAAUAAAGAUGAAGUUAUUACAGAAGUUCACAAAUUAACACAAAAGCUGCGUUUAGCACGUGAAAUAGACGAUUACUCGGAAAUUGAUUUACAGAAAUGGACCGAUCAAUUAAAUCAACUUAAGCAUCAGUUAACAUCACCGUUGCAUAUUAUCAUUGCUACGCCAUCGAUAAACGAGAUCAGUGUCACAUCACUACAAAAAGGUACUUUAGUAGUCUUCAUUUUAACAAAGGAUGAAAUUACAUGUUAG
Didymodactylos carnosus is the source of this 549-nucleotide messenger RNA. The record is from the annotation of a GenBank genome assembly. NCBI's taxonomy places the organism in Eukaryota, Metazoa, Rotifera, Eurotatoria, Philodinida, Philodinidae.